AUGUCGACGUACCGAGGCCAAACGCCGCCCUCCUCCCCCGUCGACCCCCGCAUCAUCUCGUUCUUCGAGCACUUCUACGCCGUGUCGGACAACCCGACGGCGCACGAGGAGUACGCGCAAUUGCUGACCGCCGACGCCGACUUCAUUAUGGGCAGCAAGAAGGUCCAAGGCUACGACGCCAUCCUGGCGGCCCGCAAGGCGCUGUGGUCCGGCCCCGUGCAGACGCGGCACCACAAGCUCGACAAGAUCUUCCCGUUCGGCCAGGGCAGCAGAGAGGUCAUGCUGUACGGAACCGUCGACUACGGCCUCAAGAACGGAAAGGCUGUCAGUAUCGACUGGGCCGGUAAGGCUGUGCUGGUUGAUGUCGACGGAGAGCUGAAGAUGGCGUUUUAUCAGGUCUAUUUGAGCUUCAAGUCCACGCCUACAUCUAUGCCCCAGAGCCCAGAACCCAGAGCCCCGAGUCCAGAGCCCAUGCUAGAAGUCUGCAAGUCUUGA
This is a messenger RNA of Capronia epimyces CBS 606.96, 495 nucleotides long. RefSeq lists its product as uncharacterized. The coding region runs from base 1 to 495 and encodes 164 amino acids. The transcript is spliced from 2 exons. The record is from RefSeq and is a predicted model, not a curated record. NCBI's taxonomy places the organism in Eukaryota, Fungi, Ascomycota, Eurotiomycetes, Chaetothyriales, Herpotrichiellaceae.